AUGCUCCUCCGUUGCUAUGAGCUCAAGGACUCCAUCAAUCGAUUCAUCCGCUACCUAACCCGUGGCAGUGCCGAUGACGAUCUUGAUUAUAGCCCUCUUACUGAUGCCUUCACCGACGAUGAUUGGGGUAAGGUUUCUGAGCUUGUUGACUUUCUCCAGGCUCCGUACGAACUCACCAAACGCCUUGAGGGCUCCAUGAGCGCAUCAGGCUUUGGCUCUUUAAGGCAAACUUUGCCUAACUUGCAGGCUUUGUGGGUGCACUACAAUGAGCCAAGCAAGCGCGCAGAAGAAGGCCAAGAUCGAUAUAUUGUCACUGUUAUAUCGUAUGGGAAGCUCAAGCUUGACUACUACUUGACACAAUCUUGA
Macroventuria anomochaeta is the source of this 366-nucleotide messenger RNA. RefSeq lists its product as uncharacterized. The coding region runs from base 1 to 366 and encodes 121 amino acids. The transcript has a single exon. NCBI's taxonomy places the organism in Eukaryota, Fungi, Ascomycota, Dothideomycetes, Pleosporales, Didymellaceae. The record is from RefSeq and is a predicted model, not a curated record.